Molecule: messenger RNA, 444 nt
Organism: Pseudogymnoascus destructans
Lineage: Eukaryota; Fungi; Ascomycota; Leotiomycetes; Thelebolales; Thelebolaceae
Exons: 2
Coding region: 1-444 (147 amino acids)
Source: RefSeq, a predicted model, not a curated record
AUGGACUCGCAGGAUGAUGAGAAGAGUCUAAGAGUCCAGGACUCCGAGGACUCGAGAAUGGCGCCGGAACAACGAAUUGAAUCUGCUACCCGCUCUCGCAAGGACGUCCACACGUACCUCGGAUACGGCAAAGGCAUCGUCGGCGUCGAAGCCGACUCGAGCCACAUCCGCUCUGUUCACCCGAACCACGUUCCUCCCCAAGCCAGCCAUACUGCAACGUCUGAACCGCAGUCCCUGCGCCCUCAGGAAACUGUUUCAAGUGUGGCAAGCCCGGCCAUUUCCAGGACAAAUGCCCCCUUAAUGCUACUAUCAAGGAAAUGGACCAUAACGACCCCGAGGCAGAAGAACAAUGGGAAGAAGCUGUGGAACUUCAAUCGGAUGCAUCCCUCGAGGAAAACAAUGAGGCCUAGGAGAAGGCUCCUUCCUAGGUCUACGCAAAUGUGA